Messenger RNA from Cutaneotrichosporon oleaginosum, 819 nucleotides. RefSeq lists its product as uncharacterized. The record is from RefSeq and is a predicted model, not a curated record. Lineage: Eukaryota; Fungi; Basidiomycota; Tremellomycetes; Trichosporonales; Trichosporonaceae.
AUGACCGCGACCGAAUUGACGCCCACGUUGGACGUCCAGAGCCUCUUCGGUCUACCUCGAGGCACCGUGGUUCUGGUGACGGGCGGAGCGCGCGGGUUGGGCAAGAUGAUCGCGACCGGGUUCGUCCAAAACGGCGCGAAGGUCUACAUCUCGUCGCGCACCACCAAGGCAUGCGAUGAGACUGCAGCGGAGCUCAAUGCGCUCGGGCCGGGCCAGUGCGUAUCCCUACCCGCCGACUUGAGCAGCUACGACGAGUGCCAGCGGGUCAGGGGCGAGCUAGAAAAGGAGGGCUCCCUGCAUGUUUUGGUGAACAACUCGGGACGGACAUACGAGGCCCCGUUAACUGAACACUCCGACCAGGCAUGGGACGACUUGAUGACGCUCAACGUCCGCCGGGUCUUCACUCUGGUACAGGCCCUCUCGCCACUGCUCGAGGCCGGUGCGGCUGCCGGCACUGGUCGCAUCGUAAACAUUGGAAGCAUGUACGCUAUCAGCGUGACGGGCAAUGAGAGCUACGCGUACUGCGCGAGCAAGGCGGCGCUGCACCACCUUGGGCGGCACCUCGCGCUGAACCUCGGCCCGCGGGGAAUCACCGUAAACACGCUCGCGCUCGGCGCGUUCCCAACCGACAUGUUGGCAGAGAGCCUCGACAACAGCAUCGAGGAGAUCGCCGCAGGCGUGCCCCUCCGCCGGCUGGGAAGCGCCGCGGAUAUCGCAGGGACCUGCAUCUACCUUGCCAGCCGGGCUGGCGCGUGGACGACUGGUGCGGUCAUUCCUGUCGACGGAGGUUCGAUGGUCGUCCCCCAAGGCGUGUUGUAA